Molecule: messenger RNA, 1628 nt
Organism: Hypomesus transpacificus
Lineage: Eukaryota; Metazoa; Chordata; Actinopteri; Osmeriformes; Osmeridae
Gene: ruvbl2
Product: RuvB-like AAA ATPase 2
Exons: 14
Coding region: 44-1438 (464 amino acids)
Biological process (GO): regulation of transcription by RNA polymerase II; chromatin remodeling; box C/D snoRNP assembly
Cellular component (GO): NuA4 histone acetyltransferase complex; R2TP complex; Swr1 complex
Molecular function (GO): ATP hydrolysis activity; DNA helicase activity; ATP binding
Source: RefSeq, a predicted model, not a curated record
AACACUGCGCCUGUGCUGAAACUAGCGCCGCAUUUUCUCAAACAUGGCAGCACAGAUGGCGGCUACGAAGGUACCAGAGGUCCGUGACAUUACAAGGAUUGAGAGAAUUGGUGCUCACUCGCACAUUCGCGGCCUUGGUUUGGAUGAUGCAUUGGAACCCCGACAGGUGUCCCAGGGGAUGGUUGGCCAGCUGGCAUCUCGUCGGGCAGCUGGACUCAUCCUGGAAAUGAUCAAAGAUGGCCAUAUCGCUGGCAGGGCUGUGCUGAUCGCCGGCCAACCUGGCACUGGGAAAACUGCCAUUGCCAUGGGCAUUGCCCAGUCUCUCGGCCCUGACACGCCCUUCACGGCGAUGGCGGGGAGUGAAAUCUUCUCUCUGGAAAUGAGCAAGACGGAGGCCCUCAGCCAGGCCUUCAGGAAAGCCAUGGGAGUAAGGAUCAAGGAGGAGACUGAGAUCAUCGAGGGUGAGGUCGUGGAGAUCCAGAUCGAUAGGCCAGCCACUGGGACGGGCGCCAAGGUGGGCAAGCUGACUCUGAAGACCACGGAGAUGGAGACCAUCUACGACCUGGGCAGCAAGAUGAUCGAGAGCCUGACUAAAGAGCGGGUUCAGGCUGGGGAUGUGAUCACCAUAGACAAAGCCACUGGGAAGAUCAGCAAGCUGGGUCGCUCCUUCACCAGAGCCAGGGACUACGACGCCAUGGGAGCACAGACGCAGUUUGUUCAGUGUCCAGAGGGGGAGCUGCAGAAGAGGAAGGAGGUGGUCCACACUGUGUCCCUCCACGAGAUCGACGUCAUCAACAGCCGCACGCAGGGCUUCCUAGCCCUGUUCUCCGGGGACACUGGCGAGAUCAAGUCUGAGGUCCGCGAGCAGAUCAACGCCAAGGUCUCCGAAUGGAGGGAGGAAGGCAAGGCCGAGAUAAUUCCAGGGGUGCUGUUCAUCGACGAGGUGCACAUGCUGGACAUGGAGUGCUUCUCCUAUCUGAACCGGGCCCUGGAAAGUGACCUGUCCCCUGUCCUCAUCAUGGCCACCAACAGAGGCAUCACCCGUAUCCGGGGCACCAACUACCAGAGCCCCCACGGGAUCCCCAUAGAUCUGCUGGACCGCCUGCUCAUCAUCGCCACCUCCCCCUACACAGAGAAGGAGACCCGACAGAUCCUCAAGAUCCGGUGUGAGGAGGAGGACGUGGAGCUGAGCGAGGAGGCUCACACCGUCUUGACCCGCAUCGGCCAGGAGACGUCUCUCCGCUACGCCAUCCAGCUCAUCAGCACGGCCGGCCUGGUGUGCCGCAAACGCAGGGGCACCGAGGUGCAGGUAGAAGACAUUAAGAGGGUCUACUCACUCUUCCUGGACGAGUCGAGAUCCUCCCAGUACAUGAAGGAGUACCAGGACUCCUUCCUGUUCAACGAAGCACAAGCCCCUCAGAUGGAUACGUCUUCAUGAAGGCGGCUGUCGGUGUUUCUGUUCUCCUGUCGAGUUGUUCUGUUCCUGCCUUCCACCAUGUUUCCCAUUGAGGCCUUCCUGUUGGAAUAUCCAUUCCUUUCCUCAUGUCUUGGAUAAUCUUUAAAAAAAUAAAAAAUAGAAGCUGUUUAUUUUUAUUGUCUUUAUGUACAUUAAACUUUUUUUUUCAUUA